Messenger RNA from Pyricularia grisea, 201 nucleotides. RefSeq lists its product as uncharacterized. The annotation marks the transcript as partial. The record is from RefSeq and is a predicted model, not a curated record. NCBI's taxonomy places the organism in Eukaryota, Fungi, Ascomycota, Sordariomycetes, Magnaporthales, Pyriculariaceae. The transcript is spliced from 2 exons.
AGUACCUUGUGGAAAGUUGCACUUUUAGGUCAAUCCCAGGAACCCGUUGACCAUAAUCCUGGUCGUGGACAUCUUGCCAAAAUCUCACGCGUGGACCGGGAGGAACAACUGAUGCCGUUUUCUACGCUCGAUUUGCCCAUUAACCCGAUGGCAGCACCGGAGCUGAAGCAGCCCCGUAAACCCAAUCACGCACCAAAUCCG